Messenger RNA from Beta vulgaris subsp. vulgaris (sugar beet), 3889 nucleotides. RefSeq names its product valine--tRNA ligase, mitochondrial 1. Lineage: Eukaryota; Viridiplantae; Streptophyta; Magnoliopsida; Caryophyllales; Amaranthaceae. Gene Ontology annotation, cellular component: cytosol. Gene Ontology annotation, biological process: valyl-tRNA aminoacylation. The coding region runs from base 216 to 3434 and encodes 1072 amino acids. The record is from RefSeq and is a predicted model, not a curated record. The transcript has 21 exons. Gene Ontology annotation, molecular function: aminoacyl-tRNA deacylase activity; valine-tRNA ligase activity; ATP binding.
GCAACUGGAAAUAAAUAAAAGUAUCAAUAGACACGGAAAAUGAAAAAUAAAUGAAAAUGGAAAAAGAUAAAAUAAAAAAUAAAAAAACAUAGAAAAGAAGAAGUUUCUAACCCUAAUCCUCGACAUUCGAAUCCGUUGAAAUUGCACCAUUACAAGGAAAAUUCCAUCUCUCCAGUCCAGUUUUCUCUCUAAAAAGUUCAAUUUCGUAUUGAAGUAUGGAUAUUUCCGAUGAUUCUAAAAAAUUGAAGAAUUUGGAGGUCCCUCUAUCGGCGGAAGAGCUUGAGAGGAAGAAGAAAAAGGAAGAAAAGGCGAAAGAAAAAGAAUUGAAGAAACAGAAGGCAGCACUCAAAGCAGAAGCUGCAAAAGUUCAGGCACAACAAGCAGCUAACACCUCUAAGAAGACUGAAAGGAAGAAUCUGAAGAAGGACGCUAAGGAUGAGGAUCCAAAGGAUUAUUUAGAUCCAGAGACGUCGCUUGGUGAGAAGAAGCAGCUUUCACGUUCAAUGGCAAAGCAAUAUUCUCCUGCUGCAGUUGAGAAAUCAUGGUAUGCUUGGUGGGAAAGUUCUGGGUUUUUUGUGGCAGAGUCUAAUAGCUCAAAACCACCUUUUGUCAUUGUCCUUCCACCACCAAAUGUGACUGGGGCAUUGCAUAUUGGUCAUGCUCUUACUGGAGCAAUUGAGGACACAAUGAUUCGCUGGCGAAGAAUGUCUGGAUACAAUACAUUGUGGGUUCCUGGAAUGGACCAUGCUGGAAUAGCAACACAGGUGGUUGUGGAAAAAAAAAUUAUGCGUGAAAGAAGACAGACCAGGCAUGAUCUUGGCCGAGAAAAGUUUGUCUCAGAAGUUUGGAAUUGGAAAAAUGAGUAUGGUGGCAAAAUCUUGAAGCAGCAACGUAGCCUUGGUGCAUCCAUGGAUUGGUCCAGAGAGUGUUUCACAAUGGAUGAGAAAAGAUCAAUGGCAGUAACUGAAGCAUUUGUAAGGCUGUACAAUGAGGGUCUUAUAUAUAGGGAUCUCCGAUUGGUAAAUUGGGAUUGUGUGCUGAGAACCGCAAUAUCUGAGAUUGAGGUAGACUAUGUUGAUCUGAAAGGACGGGAGUUUAGAAAAGUUCCUGGGUAUGAAGAUCCAGUCGAAUUUGGUGUGUUGACAUCAUUUGCAUAUCCAUUAGAGGACAACCUUGGUGAGAUUGUUGUUGCUACUACUAGGGUGGAAACAAUGUUAGGCGAUACAGCAAUUGCUGUACAUCCAGAUGAUGCCAGGUACAAGCAUUUGCAUGGCAAAGUGGCCAUCCAUCCUUUUAAUGGAAGAAAAAUCCCAAUUAUUUGUGAUUCAAUACUUGUUGAUCCAGCUUUUGGGACUGGUGCUGUCAAGAUCACGCCUGCCCAUGAUCCUAAUGAUUUUGAUGUUGGGAAGCGUCACAAGCUAGAUUUCAUCAACAUCUUCACUGAUGAUGGAAAAAUAAGCAGCAAUGGUGGCCCAGAGUUUGUUGGGAUGCCAAGAUUCAAAGCUCGCAUAGCAGUAACUAGAGCAUUGGAAGAGAAGGGAUUAUAUAGAGGUGCUAAGGACAAUGAGAUGCGUCUUGGUAUAUGCUCGAGAAGUAACGAUGUUGUUGAACCAUUGAUAAAGCCUCAGUGGUACGUUAACUGCACCACUAUGGCCAAGGAUGCUCUUGAUGCUGUUAUGGAUGAGGAGAAUAGAAAGAUUGAAAUUAUUCCAAAAGAAUAUGAGGCUGAUUGGAAAAGAUGGCUUGGAAAUAUCCGAGAUUGGUGCAUCUCAAGGCAGCUUUGGUGGGGGCACCGUAUACCUGCUUGGUAUGUGACUUUGGAGGAUGAUCAGCUGAAGGAAUUGGGUGCUUAUAAUGACCAUUGGGUAGUCGGUAGGAACGAGGAUGAGGCACAAGCCGAGGCUUGCAGAAGAUUUGCGGGGAAGAAGUAUCAUAUUUCUCAAGAUCCUGAUGUCCUUGAUACCUGGUUUUCUUCUGGUCUUUUCCCAUUGUCUGUUUUGGGCUGGCCCAAUGAGACAGAUGAUUUCAAGAACUUCUAUCCAACUUCAGUUCUUGAAACUGGACACGACAUCCUUUUCUUCUGGGUUGCACGGAUGGUAAUGCUAGCGAUGAAACUUGGGGGUGACGUGCCUUUUAGAAAGGUCUACCUUCAUCCUAUGAUCCGUGAUGCACAUGGGCGUAAAAUGUCAAAAUCAUUGGGGAACGUUGUGGAUCCUCUCGAGGUGAUAAACGGGAUAUCUCUGGAAGAUCUUCACAAGAGGCUGGAGGAAGGAAAUUUGGAUCACAGUGAGCUUUCCAGAGCUAAAGAUGUACAAAGGAAAGACUUCCCUAAUGGCAUUCCAGAGUGUGGUGCUGAUGCUCUCCGGUUUGCUCUUGUAUCUUAUACUGCUCAGUCCGAUAAAAUAAACUUAGAUAUUCAACGCGUCGUUGGGUAUCGUCAAUGGUGCAAUAAGCUGUGGAAUGCUAUUAGGUUCGCUAUGAGCAAACUGGGUGAUGAUUACACUCCUCCCACAAGUAUAGAGCCUCAUGUCAUGCCAUUCAGUUGCCAGUGGAUACUCGCUGUCCUGAACAAGGCUGUUGGUAAAACUGUCUCAUCACUUGAGGCGUAUCAGUUUUCUGAUGCUGCUACUGCAGUGUACUCCUGGUGGCAAUUCCAACUCUGUGACGUUUUUAUUGAAGUCAUCAAACCAUAUUUUUACAGCAAUGAGGAUUUAUUUGAAUCUCAGAGAGCUUUUGCUCGGGAUGCACUUUGGGUAUGCCUUGAUAGUGGGCUUCGACUACUACAUCCUUUUAUGCCAUUUGUAACCGAAGAGUUGUGGCAGAGGCUUCCACAACCGAGAGAUUCUAUAAAGAAAGAAUCGAUUGUAAUAAGUGAGUAUCCUUCUGUUGUACAGUCUUGGACCAAUGAAUGUGUGGAGCGUGAAAUGAAGCUGAUUGAGUCUGCUGUAAAAUCUCUUAGGUCUCUUAAGUCAUUAUUGCCUGCCAAAGAAAGACUUGAAAGGAGACAAGCUUUUGCACUUUGCCGGACUGAAGAAGUGAGAGACAUUGUUCAGAGUCAUGAGUUGGAGAUCUUAACUCUUGCUGGUUUAUCAUCUUUGAAGAUUCUGAAUGAGAAUGAUGCUGCUCCUGCUGGAUGUUCAGUAGAUGUUGUAGAUGAAAGGCUCUCUGUUUAUCUCAAGCUCAAAGGAUCAAUCAAUGCAGAAGCAGAGCGUGAGAAGCUGAAGAAGAAGAUUGAGGAUGCAAAGAGGCAGCAAGCGACUCUGGAAAAGAUGAUGGAGGCUUCUGGAUACAUAGAGAAGGUUCCGCCUAAAAUUCAGGAGGAAAAUGUGGCAAAGUGGCAGAAACUCUUGCAAGAGGUCUCCUCACUUGAACGAGCUUUCCAGCACCUUGAACUAGAUAUUGCUGCCCAAGGAGCCGCCGAGAGGCCUGAAUAAGUCUUGGGUUCUGAAUCAUGAAACCAAACAAGAGAAUUACAGAGCUGAUUCUUUUUCCCGCAUUCUUUAAAUCAUACUUGAGAUCAACUUGUGAAACCCUUUAUUGAGAGGAAUCAGGAGGAACUGUUGGUGCAUUUGAUACUCUGUAUCACAACCAUGUACUUUCUAUGUGAUGGUAACCUCCAAAUUUUGGUAUUUAGGAAGCAGAAACACCCCCAGUCUGCCCUUUGAAGUGGCUGUAAGCACAUUGUUAAUUGGAUUACGUGACUUGUUUUUAUAGUAUGAAUUUGUGUGGUUGUCAUGUAGAUUAGUUGGAAAAAUGUUUUGGGGGUGGAAUACAAGGAUCACUGUUCUUAGUUACUCUCUGAUACCAAAAAGUAGUAUGAAUUAUGACGAAACGAAUAUGAAUUCAACGUUGUAAUUAUUUGUUACCAGAAUUUAAUUUUCUUUUUAAA